CGCACACAACACGCGUGGAUGUGCAGAUACACUGUAGCUUGGGGAGUUCUUCUGAGAGACGUCGUCCUGUGAAAAUGAUAUCUUUCUACCUCCAAAGAACUUCUGUCCCUCCUCAUGCUUUAGUAUAGCAUCAGUAUCAGAACUUCAGGACGCAGCUCAAUCAGGAAAAGACAAUAAUAAUAAAAAAAAUAUCAAGAUCUGAUCUGAAGAAGCUGGACUUGAUAUUUAUUGAAUUUACGGUCAAAGUAAAGCUUUUUUUCCCCAAAAGGGGCCAUGCCCCAUCUGCGCAACAAUGACAGUUCCUUCAGCUCUAGGCAAGAGCUUUUGGACCUGCAGGAUGGACCCAUGGGCCCCAGUGUGGAUUUGCCAAGCCCACUGGCAUCACAGGUCGGCACACCUACUGGAUCCACCCCUUACCGUCCAUCCAUAGAUGCCCCAAUCAAGACGACCAAAAACACUGUUAAUCUCUCUGGGACUACAGUGGGGGUUAAUUUUCUGUCCUCAGACACAGAAAACUUGUGUGGAUGGGGAGCCCUGACCCCCCGUUUUAUUCAGAGCUUUAACACUGCACGAUGGGUGCUCUUCUUCUUAUGUGUGGCCUCAUUCCUUCAGGGCAUGAUAAUUAAUGGUUUCAUCAACACAGUCAUCACGUCUAUCGAGAGACGCUUUGACCUGCGGAGCUAUCAGGCUGGAUUAAUCGCUAGCUCCUAUGACAUUGCUGCCUGCGUGUGCCUGACAUUCGUGAGUUAUUUCGGUGGCACAGGGCACAAGCCCCGCUGGCUGGGCUGGGGAGUUUUCAUAAUGGCUCUUGGCUCACUCGUGUUUGCGCUGCCACACUUCACCACACCACCUUAUGAGCCGAGAAUACUGGAGCACAGGGGGCUAUGCUCGGCUAACCAGACGGAGGAGUGUGAGGGCAGCAGAGGGAGUGGACUCUCAUUGUAUCGCUACAUCUUCAUGCUGGGCCAAUUUUUGCAUGGGGUUGGUGCUACACCGCUCUAUACACUAGGCGUUACUUACCUGGAUGAGAACGUCAAGUCUAAUUAUGCACCUGUCUACAUAGGUAUAUUCUACACCGCAGCUAUUAUAGGCCCAGCAGCUGGAUACCUGCUGGGUGGCUUUUUCCUCAACAUAUACACAGAAAUUGGCAAAAUAACUCUUCUGACACCAGAAAGCCCACUGUGGGUGGGGGCAUGGUGGGUUGGGUUCCUGGCUGGAGGUGGCGCUGCCCUCAUCACCGCUCUACCCAUUUUGGGCUAUCCUCGCCAACUUCCAGGAUCUCAGAACUUUAUAGCCAUGCGUGUGUCUGAGGCUCAUCAGCUGAAGGAUGGAAGCCAAGCGACUGCCUCUGAUCCCCAGUUUGGCAAGACAGUAAAAGACAUGCCUAGGUCAGUUUUGCUUCUGCUAAAGAACCCUACAUUUAUUUUUCUAUGUCUGGCUGGUGCUACAGAGGCCACUCUAAUUGCUGGCAUGUCCACUUUUGGGCCUAAGUUCUUGGAGUCUCAGUUCAGUCUUAGUGCCUCCGAAGCAGCCACCUGGUUUGGCUACAUGGUGGUACCUGCUGGAGGGGGUGGCACCUUCCUGGGUGGUUACAUUGUAAAGAAGAUGAACCUGCGUUGCCGUGGCAUCAUUCGCUUCUGCAUGCUUUGUGCCCUUGUGAGCCUUGUAGCUGUCUUCGUGUUUCUCCUGCACUGCCCCAAUGUGCCUAUGGCCGGAGUGACCACCCCAUAUCGGGGCAACUCUGAAAUCAUCACUUCCUUCAACGCACAGCUUCAGAGCAGUUUUGUAGCUGGCAAGAAUUUGACCGUAGGCUGCAAUGCAGAAUGUCACUGUGCAAAGACACUGUAUAACCCAGUGUGUGGUGCUGAUGGUGUGAUGUACUACUCUCCCUGCCAUGCUGGCUGCAGUGAUGUCAACAGCACACACAGGCCCUCAGAAAGACAGUUGUUUACAGACUGUAGAUGUAUUUUGGGUAAUAUGUCAAGUGACAGUGAAGGCUGGGCCAUAGCAGGAAAGUGUAGCUCCACCUGUAACCACAUGCCUGCCUUCCUCACCUUCUUCUUCAUCAUCAUUUCCUUCACCUUUCUGUGCAGUAUACCUGCUCUCACAGCUACGCUAAGGUGUGUCCCUGAUAGUCAGAGGUCUUUUGGACUCGGCAUUCAGUGGAUUGUGGUGCGAACUCUGGGUGGCAUCCCAGGUCCAAUAGCAUUUGGAUCAGUGAUUGACAUUUCAUGUUUGCUGUGGCAAGAGCAGUGUGGCGAACGUGGGUCUUGUUACCUUUACCAGAAUUCUGACAUGAGCCAAUACACACUUGUUGCUGGCAUCAUCUACAAGUUUUUGGGCACUUCAUUUUUCAUGCUGGCAAGUGUGCUGUACAAGCCUCCUCCAGAAUCACCCCAGGACAGCUGUGAGAACACAGACAACAGUGCAGCAGACAAAGGUGUGGAGGACAGACACCUGCCAGUCAAAGACCUCCCCCCUGAGAUCAUAGCCAAUGUUCAUGCCAAGUUGUGACCUCCAGCUACAAACACACACGUGCAUGAGUGUGUGUGUGAUAUCAUUCUGUACAUGUUAUGAGCUUUAUCUAAACCCUAGGUCUUUUUUUCAGUUGCACACAAAUUGGGCCAGACAUGCUUUACAUAAAAAAUUAUACAUGAAGAUACAUGAAGAUCAUCCAAUACAGCAAACAUCUUGCAGCAGGAUCACUCUUUUUAAUGAACUGUUAAUAAAUGUUAAAAAUUAAAAAAGGGAUAUGGGCCAUUAAGUGUUGAUUAUUAUAUUUAAUUAUUUAAAUUCAUCUAAUUCUUUACAUUAUCAUAGAUAGAUUAGAUAUUAUAAGCUCAGUUGGAGAGGCCCACCAUAUAAUAGAGCAGGUCCAACUUUUAAAAGGAUUGAUAAAUUGCACAUUGGUUGGAUUAGGUGUUUGGAGGACUGUAAGUAAUGAUUUUUUUAUUUUUAAUUUUUUAAACAGUGUAUGCAAUGUGAGUUUGGACCAUGUGCCAACAGUUUUAUUAUUUUUCCUGCAGAAAAAUACCAAAUUGUAGUGUAAUGCAUUAUAUAAUUUUAAAGACACAAAAUGUUACAAUAUUAGCUGUUCUUUUUCUUAAUUAACUGAUUUAGGUUGUAAUAGAAGUGUGUGCAAAGUGGGCAUACACCCUGGAUGAGUCCAUCACAGGACACCAUGCACACAUAUUCCCAUGCUCAUUAAUACUAGAAGCUAAUUCACCUAAAACCAGGUAGGGGGAAUUCAGACAACAUGAAGAAAUUUAGACAGUAAAACAAACUUAGGAUCUAUCCUGGAGCUGUUUGUGACAAUGAUUUCUGUUAUGCUACAGUAUCAUGAAUAUAUAUUAAGUAAAAAAAAAGAAUUAAUUUGCAAAAACAAAUGCCCCAGUUUUUAUUAAUUGACACAAAUGGCACGUUUUUAUUAUGCACUCCAGGAAAUAUCAAUCAGAUUGGUCUUAAGUUUUUCUGAUUAAGUAAACAAUAAUAGUAAAAAAUAGUUUAGUAAAAGUCAUCUGAUGGUAAUUCAGACUGUGGCACACAUAAAAGAUUUUACACAGCAGAGUGUGGCAUGUAUCUGUUUUGGCAAAUGAGCCCCUAUUUAAAUAUACAGUAUGAUGACUAAUGUAUACAGUACCUUCUGCUGUAGAGGCCUAUUUUUGAGCACUUAGUAAAUAAACUGUAGGUACUAAUACAGUAUAAAGUAUUUCCAGACAAAUUAACAAUUUAUUUCAAGGACCUUCUUUGCAGAUAGUAAGGAUAAUCUGAGUAUUAUAGGUGUUCUGCUAGACAACUCUACAGGAAACAAACAUUUCAGAUGAUUGAGUAAUUGAUGCUCCUGCUGAGCCUUUACUUAUAAUCUGCAACUCUGUUUGCACUUUAAUUUUCUAAAACUAAUUCACAGAUUCACUGAACAGCAUAUACAGUAUGAGUAUUUAGAUGACAAUUUUAAUACAAAUGUAUAAGCUAUUAUCAAUGUUCUUACUAUGGCUCACAUACUUACAUAUUUAUGCCUUUUUUAUGGCUAGCUAAAAUACAAAUAUGACCUACAGCUUUAUGCUUUUGAAAGAGAUGUCUAGUGCCAAAAUUUCAUUCUUUAAGACUAUGCAGAUCAGAGUGGAUUUAUGGAUCUGGUUUAUGUCGGACCUUACAAAAAAUGAAGGUGGGGCAAAAUAUAUAUAUGUUAGUUGUAAGUUUGUUAACUUACUGUACCUGCUUGAAAGUGUAAACAUUAUAAUGGUGAUAUAUAUUUUCAACAGGAGUUCAGCAUAUUUUCAGUAUGUCAUAAUAGCCUUUUUUAAUUAUUAUACUUUUACAUCAAACUUGUGCCAAGCUGAAUGGUUAACUCAUACAGUACAGUAAAUGUCACAUAACCACAAUGUGGUAAUAUGUAUUCUUGUGCAUGAGUGCUAUCAUGCUGCUCUGUUUCACAAAUGUGUUCCUUAUAAAUUCACAAACUACCAAAUGCAUCUAGCCAUUGGCACCUUUAAUACAUUUUAUGAUCAUUUUUACCAGCAUAUAUACUUUUUGUACUCAUAUGUUGAAAGACUGUUUAUAUAUCAAACAAACAUUUGAAACUUUUUAAAAGGGACAAAUGUAUUGCAGCCCUAACACCCUCACUAAGUUUAUUUCCUAUAAAAUGCACUUAAGAAACGUUUUGAGGAAUUGCACAAAGGAAUUGAAAUUGUGAGUGAUACUUUUUUUCUUCGUAUUGUUUAUAAUGUGGGUUUUUUUUUUUUUUGAUUGUUUUUGCCCUAAUGACUGCAAGCAACUAUUCCUCAUAUGCCUUUAUGAUAUUUCCAGUAAACAUUUGUGAUUAGUAGUGUAAUUCUCUUACUGUUAGCUGUAGAUAUAAAUAGUGUCAUCUCAUUGCAUUCCAAUAAAAACGGGGGAUGGGGUAAGAAGGGGCUUUCCUGUUCUGGUUUGAUACUUAUGUUCAAGAUCUCUUUUUGAUGCAAACAUUUCAGUAAAUGUUUUUUUAAGAAUCAACAGGUAAAUCCACAAACCUGUGUCUGUGUCAUGCUUAAUGUCACUUUAACUGGGA
Clarias gariepinus (North African catfish) is the source of this 5047-nucleotide messenger RNA. RefSeq names its product solute carrier organic anion transporter family, member 4A1 (gene slco4a1). Gene Ontology annotation, molecular function: protein binding. Gene Ontology annotation, cellular component: membrane. Gene Ontology annotation, biological process: transmembrane transport; sodium-independent organic anion transport. The transcript is spliced from 13 exons. NCBI's taxonomy places the organism in Eukaryota, Metazoa, Chordata, Actinopteri, Siluriformes, Clariidae. The record is from RefSeq and is a predicted model, not a curated record. The coding region runs from base 274 to 2514 and encodes 746 amino acids.